Pelodiscus sinensis (Chinese soft-shelled turtle) is the source of this 1636-nucleotide messenger RNA. RefSeq lists its product as uncharacterized. Lineage: Eukaryota; Metazoa; Chordata; Testudines; Trionychidae. The record is from RefSeq and is a predicted model, not a curated record.
AAGUUCUCUCGCCUCCGAGCACCACUAGCCGCUUGACUUCUGCAUGGUCCUUCUUCUUGGGCAGUUGGACUACCCUGUCUUGCACAAAGAUGCCUUAUCCCCAUGACCAGCAGCAAUGCAAGCAAGGCAUCACGCUGCCGCCGGCACUCUGCAAGGGGCCGAAAAACGUCCCAGGAACCGCCGCAUGUCCAGAGCCAGUGACAUGCCCUGAGACGGCACCAUGUCCUUCAGGGAACCCGCUAUGCGCCGGGCCCCCAGUCGUCGGUCCUGCUCCAGCCCCGGCGCUGAGCCAAAACCAGUCCCUGUUACUCCUCCAGUUCCUGAGCCAAAACCAGUCCCUGUUACUCCUCCAGUUCCUGAGCCAAAACCAGUCCCUGUUACUCCUCCAGUCCCUGAGCCAAAACCAGUCCCUGUUACUCCUCCAGUUCCUGAGCCAAAACCAGUCCCUGUUACUCCUCCAGUUCCUGAGCCAAAACCAGUCCCUGUUACUCCUCCAGUUCCUGAGCCAAAACCAGUCCCUGUUACUCCUCCAGUUCCUGAGCCAAAACCAGUCCCUGUUACUCCUCCAGUUCCUGAGCCAAAACCAGUCCCUGUUACUCCUCCAGUUCCUGAGCCAAAACCAGUCCCUGUUACUCCUCCAGUCCCUGAGCCAAAACCAGUCCCUGUUACUCCUCCAGUUCCUGAGCCAAAACCAGUCCCUGUUACUCCUCCAGUUCCUGAGCCAAAACCAGUCCCUGUUACUCCUCCAGUUCCUGAGCCAAAACCAGUCCCUGUUACUCCUCCAGUUCCUGAGCCAAAACCAGUCCCUGUUACUCCUCCAGUUCCUGAGCCAAAACCAGUCCCUGUUACUCCUCCAGUUCCUGAGCCAAAACCAGUCCCUGUUACUCCUCCAGUCCCUGAGCCAAAACCAGUCCCUGUUACUCCUCCAGUUCCUGAGCCAAAACCAGUCCCUGUUACUCCUCCAGUUCCUGAGCCAAAACCAGUCCCUGUUACUCCUCCAGUUCCUGAGCCAAAACCAGUCCCUGUUACUCCUCCAGUUCCUGAGCCAAAACCAGUCCCUGUUACUCCUCCAGUUCCUGAGCCAAAACCAGUCCCUGUUACUCCUCCAGUUCCUGAGCCAAAACCAGUCCCUGUUACUCCUCCAGUCCCUGAGCCAAAACCAGUCCCUGUUACUCCUCCAGUCCCUGAGCCAAAACCAGUCCCUGGUCCUUCUCCAGACCCUGCACCAAGAAGAACCACCGCUCCUUCUACGACCUCUACCUCAACACCAACCACCACUUCUUCUACAACUCCUACACCAACACCAUGCCCUGCAGGGAAGAGGCCAUGCAAGGAACCACCUGUCACUGGUCCUCCAGCAUUCCCUGAGCCAGCACCGUGUUGUCAAGGGAAGCAACAGUGCCAGUUGCCACCAAUCUCUAUUCCUUCUCCAACCCCAUGUCCUCCAGGGAAGGGGCCAUGCAAGGAACCACCAGUCACCAUUCCUCCUGGAGGCCCUAAGCCAACCCCAUGUGUUCCAGGGGAGCCAACAUGCAAGGAUUCAUCGGUGAAAGCCCCCCCUUGUGUGAAGACAUGCCCGUCAACCGAACAGCCACACAGCAAGCAGCCCGGCCAGCUGCCACCCAAAAGGAAGUAA